Mangifera indica (mango) is the source of this 2035-nucleotide messenger RNA. Its product is annotated as probable E3 ubiquitin-protein ligase ZFP1. Gene Ontology annotation, cellular component: nucleus. The transcript has 7 exons. Gene Ontology annotation, molecular function: ubiquitin protein ligase activity. Lineage: Eukaryota; Viridiplantae; Streptophyta; Magnoliopsida; Sapindales; Anacardiaceae. The record is from RefSeq and is a predicted model, not a curated record. Bases 167 to 1807 code for a protein of 546 amino acids.
AAAAAAAUAAAUGAGGCUAAAAACCCAUGAAGCUUUUUCUAUAUAUAUAAAUAAUCUCUAUCUGUCUCUCCGAUCUAUCGAUCUCUCGACUAAUUCUUCAAUCGGUGAAUUUCUAGAUACAUUCAUAAGCUCCGGAAUUUGUUCAUGAUAACAAGAAGGGAGGAGUAUGGGCCAAAGAAAUAUGCCAUGCACUAGUCAGAUGAUUGAUUUAGAAAUGGAUCAGCAAAACCAAGGCUACAUGCUUCGUGAGCCAUGUGUCGUUAUGGGUGGUGUCCCAAGCUUCCCACAGCCUAUGCAAACUAUGGUAAGAGCUUCAGGGAACACAUCUAGUCUUGAUGCUCAUCAGCGCUAUGAUGGCACUAUGCUCUAUGGAAUGCCACAUUACCCUGGUGUUCAUCAUCAUCAUGCUGCAAAUUUUGAUCUUGUUGCGUCUACUGCAUCCAACUUAUAUGUACCUUAUAUGCCAAACCCUUCAUCUGGCAUGCCAAUAAAUCAUGGGUCCUCAGAUCAUUUGCCAUCUUCGAGCAAUUUUGGAGUCAUUGGAUUUUCUGCAGAUGAAUAUGGAAGGAACAGCCACUAUAUGGAUCAUGUCAGAGGUUCAUACAAGAGAAAGAACACUGAAGUUAUUCCUGGGAGUUUCCAGUAUAUUAAUGCCCCAGCUAGCUCUAGUUUGCCAGUUGCUCCAUCAAAUACUAGACUUCCUGAUGGAGUAGCUCCAGUGGAUGCUGCAUCUUUUCCUGUACCUCAGUUCAGAGGGAGUGGCAAUCCACCGAUCAGGGAUAUAGAAUCUCAAAGAAGUGUGAGAAACAGAUCAGGGGCAACCGCAAUGGAUCCUGUUCUGGCACAUAGCCAUAACCACUUUUUUCAAGGGAACUAUAUUGGUCAGCCCUUUCAACCGAAUGGCUCUCUCUGGUUGGACCAACACAGUGAUGGUGGUGCUUCAGCCUGGACUCAGGCUCCUAAUGUACCUUAUAUGCAUGGUGGCAAUCUCAGCAGCACUUCUAUGGAAUCUGGGAACAUGGUUUUACAACGAUUUCCUGAGACAGCUGGCAGCAGAAGUUCCUCGACUUUCCUGCAUACUCCACCUGUCAACAUCCAACAUCACAGUUUUCAUAGCCUAUCACCACCUAUUCAAGGUGCCAGAAGCCACAAUAUAAAUGUUCACCCUCAAGUAGCAGCAGCAGCAGCAGCAGCUUCAUAUAGAGGUCCAUCAAAUUAUGUUGCACACAAUGGAAUGAAUCCUUCCCCACAGGAUGGUUUGGAGAUGAUGCCAAGGCCUGUUGGACCUGUUCCACCUACUGGAAUUAGGCUGUACUGGUCUCAACGAGGACCCAUGCCUGAGGCAACUUUAAGACAACGCAACCUACCUCACCUGAGAGUUUUGCCAUCUGAUGGAGUAGCUAUGCUGGAGAUGCCAGAUUUUUAUGAAGUAGGGAAUUUAAUUGACCAUCAUAGAGAUAUGCGCCUGGAUAUAGAAGACAUGUCUUAUGAAGAGCUUCUUGCAUUGGGAGAACGGAUAGGCAAUGUAAAUACUGGGUUGUCAGAGGAAGCUGUCACAAGUAAAUUAAAGAUAAGAACUUAUAUAUCAACUAAAACUGAUGUCAACCUGGAAGCGCCAGCAUCGAUGGAUCAGGAAUCUGAUUCUUGCAUCAUAUGCCAGGAAGGGUAUAAGAGUCAAGAAAAGAUUGGAACUCUUGAUUGUGGACAUGAGUACCAUGAAGAAUGCUUGAAGAAGUGGCUAUAUCUGAAGAAUGUCUGUCCCAUCUGUAAAUCGGAGGCAUUGGCCACUAAAACAAAGGUUGCAUAAAAAUGGGACAAGUAAAAGGGUAUACAAAGGGCGGAAAUCCUGAGGCAAAAGUUUGAGAAAUGGUGUGUUUGUCUUUUCUACUGAUCUUAUUUAUAUAACAAAGUGUAUUUUGUGAUGUAAUUUGUACAUGUACUUGCAUAUAUCUGGCUAACAGUCACAAUGACUUAAUCAUUUAUUUGUUGCUCCUGUAUUUAUGAAAAAAAACUGUAUAUACUUUCUUGUUUUGCA